Messenger RNA from Arachis duranensis, 446 nucleotides. RefSeq lists its product as uncharacterized. Lineage: Eukaryota; Viridiplantae; Streptophyta; Magnoliopsida; Fabales; Fabaceae. The record is from RefSeq and is a predicted model, not a curated record. The transcript has 3 exons. The coding region runs from base 24 to 446 and encodes 140 amino acids.
CAGGCGCGGGCAGAGAGAAACUAAUGGAGGUUCAGAACAUGGGACUUGGCUGGCUGCAAUAUGUGCCUGAAUGGGCUGUCAACCAAGAUAUGAUGGUUGCAUUAGCAUCAUCAUAUAGUCGGGAUGAGAAUUCCUUGAUCGUCGGAACAAGAAAAAUUCCCAUAUCAGUUGAAUUAAUUGCACGGUGUUUUGGACUACCGAACCAUGGGGAUAGUUUCAAAAGUCCAAAAAUAGUAGCAGAGCACCGACUUGUUAACAGCUUCACAGGAAAGACACAAGCAGAUUUGAAAAGGGAUGUUAUCACAUGCUCGAUGCAGUCCGAUGUCGAUAGAAUCAACUUCCGGAGACAGUUCAUCAUGUUGAUAGCCAAGUGUUUCUUCUUUCCCUCGCCGAAAGCCACUGUUUCAGACAUACAUAUACGCACUGCCAUUGAUGUGCAUUUAUGA